This is a messenger RNA of Colossoma macropomum (tambaqui), 2135 nucleotides long. RefSeq names its product cysteine and glycine-rich protein 1a (gene csrp1a). Gene Ontology annotation, molecular function: actinin binding; structural constituent of muscle. Gene Ontology annotation, cellular component: nucleus; cytoplasm; Z disc. The transcript is spliced from 7 exons. Gene Ontology annotation, biological process: sarcomere organization; muscle tissue development. Lineage: Eukaryota; Metazoa; Chordata; Actinopteri; Characiformes; Serrasalmidae. The coding region runs from base 257 to 835 and encodes 192 amino acids. The record is from RefSeq and is a predicted model, not a curated record.
CCUAGCCCUUGAGUAGGAAGCUCACACAGCCACGUACCACCAGUCGAAAUUUCAAAGCAACUUUCAGGACUCUACAAUUCUCAUCUGAUCAUCUGGAUCAUAAAACCAAUUCAACUGACUUCAAGCUGCUGUCUACCAGCUAACUUACUCCAGGUCUCUUUGGCAGGUAAAGCAGGACUUCAAGCAAAUACUGACUGACAAUCACACAUGAAAGCAUUUGUGAACUGACAGAACAUAUUCUUCCUGACUUUGUGGGAUGCCUCUUGGGGGUGGAAACAAAUGUGGCUGCUGUCAAAAGACAGUCUACUUUGCAGAGGAAGUGCAGUGUGAUGGCCAAAGUUACCACAAGUCCUGCUUCCUGUGCAUGGUGUGCCGUAAAAACCUGGACAGCACAACCGUGGCCGUCCAUGAGAAUGAAGUCUAUUGCAAGGCCUGCUAUGCCAAGAAAUAUGGGCCAAAAGGCUAUGGCUAUGGUGGAGGAGCUGGAACACUGAGUAUGGACCGAGGCGAGUCAUUAGGAAUUAAACAUGAAGUAGCUCAACCUCAUCAGCCCACUAACAACUCAAACACCUCCAUGUUUGCUCAGAGGUUUGGGGGCUCUGAGGUAUGCCGACGGUGUAACAAAGCUGUGUAUGCAGCUGAGAAAGUCAUAGGAGCAGGAAGCUCGUGGCAUAAGACCUGUUUUCGUUGUGCUAAAUGUGGGAAAGGUCUGGAAUCCACCACUCUGGCUGACAAAGAUGGAGAGAUCUACUGUAAAGGUUGCUAUGCAAAAAACUUUGGUCCAAAGGGGUUUGGGUUUGGCCAAGGAGCUGGAGCCCUUGCUCAUGUUCAGUAGAACUGCAUGAUCCAGUGCUUCAUUCCCUGCGCUUUAUUUCUACUUGUCUGAGGAGACUCAGACCAGCAGGCUGAUGCUUUCUGUGUGUUUGAUUAUGUGUGACUCAUAAUUAUCAGGUUUCUUAGAGUACAAAUGCUUAUGUAAGAUUACUUAUGGACAUGACAAAAGACCCAUGUGCCUUUAAUCUCAGUCACAACAUAUAUCUGUAGAGACUAGGCCUGGGCGAUAUCUAAAAAUAAUUAGCAUGAUAUUUUCUAGUUAAAAAAAAAAAUCAUGAUUAUUGAUUAUCGAUAAUAUGCUCCACACCCCCACAUUCCGCAAAAAAAUAAAAUGAAGUAAAAUGCCGGGGAAGCUUUGACCUACUUUCUAUUUCAUUUUAGUCUAUAUGCUUUUUAUGUUUUGAUAAAAAUCUUUAAUAGAACUCACAUAUUACAUAAUAUGAUACUGCGCAACCUGACAUCAUUUAAGAACUUCAUCUGUCAGUACAAUAAAUGUUAGUGCAAACGUGUAUUCAUGAGCUGCUUCUGCGGCAAAUUUGUGGUGACUUGCGUGCUAAUAGCGCCCUCUGCUGAAGAAACGUCAGACUGCAAGUGAUUUCCAAAGCUAUGCUCAGGCACUUUUGACAUUAAGAGCAAGGUUUUUUUCCAUCAUUACUGCAGCAUUUUCAUAAUUCCAUAAUUCCACAACUCCCCCCUCCCCCCCCUUUAAAUGUUUUUUUCCCCAUUUUCAGGCUGUUUAACGGUUAAUUAAUCCGCUCUAAUUCUCUCUUAGUUCUUCUACCAAAAUGGCGAUUAUCAGCUUUUACACAUUGGCAUCAGGUUACUUGUCCAUUAUCUACGAUAUCCGAUUACAUCACCCUAUCGCCCAGGCCUAGUAGAGACUCAUAAUUUCGGCAUGCAAUGCCAAUUUCGGUUGUAGUAGAGAUUCCUUUGCCAUCUGGUUUACUGUGUAAUAAUUUCACUAUACUACUAUUCAUACUGUAGACCAACAAACAAUCGCACACUGCACUUCUGUGUAUUGCUUUAAGUUGUACUGACCAAGCUCUUGGCCUAAUACAGUACUGUGUAUUAGACAUGUCAAACUGGGUUCCUUCCAGGCCACAGCUCUGCAGAGAUUAGCAUUCUCUCUCUUUAAACACUUUAAAAGUCUGCAGUGCUAUUGUGGCCUGCUGUACUGGACUGCUAUAUGCACAUGAUAUAUAUAUUUAAAUGCAAUGUAAAAGUUCAUUUCAAUCUGUAAUUGCAUGAAUUUUGUAUACAUUGUUUUGCCAGCUAACCAUUAUUAAAAAUUGAACUCUUCA